GAAGUGAACAAGUGAACACUUGAUUGACAGUUUCGUACGGCGGUACAAUCGUCUUCAGUAGAACGUUAUCAAUAAUAAAAAAAAACUAUUAGAAAGAGUUUCUAUAAACAUGGGAAAGAGUACAUUUUUAGAAAAACGUGUGGAAAGAGCCCGUCAACAUUGCCAUUCGUUAUUAGACGCCACAUUUCAUGGAUUUAAGCAUGAUGUCUAUUUAGUCAAGGGAUUAGAUGGGGUGCUGUCUAUGAGCACAGAGGAUUACAAUAAAGGAUCAUUGUUCUCUGCAACCUCAUUCGAUUUUCCUAUUCCUGAUCUUAUUGGCAACACGGAAAUACUGACAGAAGAGCACCGCGAAAAACUCUGCGCUCAUUUACCUGCACGAGCGGAAGGUUAUUCAUGGUCCUUAGUUUUCAGCACUUCACAACAUGGUUUCUCGUUAAAUUCGCUAUACAGAAAGAUGCAACGACUGGAAAGUCCAGUUUUGAUUGUUAUAGAAGACACAGAACAUAAUGUCUUUGGAGCCCUAACCUCCUGUUCACUACAUGUUUCAGAUCAUUUCUAUGGUACAGGCGAAUCAAUUCUCUACAAAUUUAAUCCCAGUUUCAAAGUCUUCCAUUGGACUGGUGAGAAUUUGUACUUUAUCAAAGGCAAUGUUGAAAGCUUAUCAAUCGGCGCUGGAGAUGGUCGUUUUGGUCUCUGGUUAGACGGCGACUUGAAUCAAGGACGCUCACAAUCCUGCAGCACAUAUGGCAAUGAGCCGUUAGCACCACAAGAAGACUUCAUAAUCAAAACACUCGAAUGCUGGGCAUUUGUAUAAGUUAUUGUUUUCAAAAAUCACAAAACUAAACAAAUUUACAUAAAAUAAAUAAUGGAAGAUGUUGAAAUUUCAACUACAACAAACCACAACAAACAACUACAAACAAUAAUUAAUUAUUAUUAAAUACAUAUAUACAUAUUUAAUUAACAAACAAAUGUUUGAAAUUGUUUAUUAUUAAUAUUAAUUUUAUUUUUAUAAACUUAGUCUUAACUUAAUCAUAAAGCACCCGUCACACACACACUCACACAUACACUAACAUCAUACACUCAUACAAA
This is a messenger RNA of Teleopsis dalmanni, 1089 nucleotides long. RefSeq names its product TLD domain-containing protein 2-like. Bases 110 to 814 code for a protein of 234 amino acids. The record is from RefSeq and is a predicted model, not a curated record. The transcript is spliced from 5 exons. Lineage: Eukaryota; Metazoa; Arthropoda; Insecta; Diptera; Diopsidae. Gene Ontology annotation, cellular component: nucleus. Gene Ontology annotation, biological process: response to oxidative stress.